Messenger RNA from Polistes dominula (European paper wasp), 1652 nucleotides. It is a transcript of the gene RpIIIC53, whose product is annotated as RNA polymerase III subunit C53. Gene Ontology annotation, molecular function: DNA binding. Gene Ontology annotation, cellular component: RNA polymerase III complex. NCBI's taxonomy places the organism in Eukaryota, Metazoa, Arthropoda, Insecta, Hymenoptera, Vespidae. Gene Ontology annotation, biological process: tRNA transcription by RNA polymerase III. The record is from RefSeq and is a predicted model, not a curated record.
UGUAUUUUUACGAUUGGCAGCAAUGUAUAAGGGAAAUAUUGAUGUGACUUUAUAAGUGGUGUAUUGAGAUAGACGUAUAGGUUAGAAACUUCUUAUUUAUAGCCAGUAAUACCAGGAGAAAAAAUCUCACGUCCUGGCAUCACUGUUUACAGCCGCUUGAUCAAAGCGUGAACAUUUUAAAGAUAUUUAUUAAUAUAAACGAAUUUGUUAGAAUUAUUAGAAAUGGCAUCUGAUAAAAGUGGUAAUAAAAAGCCAGCACUUCCAGAAAAUGUACAAAUCAAAAUAGAACCAGGAACUUCUUUACCAAUAAAUCUUAAUAAUAUUAAAACAGAACCAGGCGUUGCACCCACGACUACACGAUUAACGUCUUUUAGAUUACCACGUGAUUUAACUUUAGGUGGAAAUAUUAAGACUGAAAAGACGAAGAAAAUUUAUGUACCAAAUUUGAAUACUCAACGAAACAGAAAGAAAGAGGAAACAGCGGUAACUAAAAAUGAUUCUGACAAAUCAGUUAAGCAAAGAGGUAGAGGAAGAGGUCGUGGAUCAUCUGAUCGUGGAAGAGGCAGAGGCAAUAGCAAUCUUAUUCAAACGUCGGGUGUAUUUUCCCAAGGUACAAAUGAUGAAAUUCGUAGAAGGGCCAGAGGAGAAGGAGGAGGACGAUAUAGCUCUGAUAGACAACCUAUAUUAGAAAAACCUGUAUUAAAUUUAAAUCGUGUAAUUAAUAAGGAAGAAGAGCAACAAUUAAAAGAAUUUGAAGAUGAUGACAUUGAUGAAGAUACAAAUGAUGAUGAUACAGAUGAUUUAGGACAGUAUAAUGCUCCUAUUUCAUUGCCCAUAAUAAAAAAGAACAAUCGUUUUAAAACUGAACCUAAAACUGAAAUUAAAACUGAACCUAAAACUGAACCUAAGACUGAAACUAGUACAUUGGAUGAUGAAGAAGAGAUAGAUCAAAAACCAAUCAUUUUAGAAAAUGGCACUGUAAUGAAAGUAAAGAAAGAAAUAAAAAAGGAUAAAUAUGUAAAAAGCGAACCUAUAGAAUCAUUAAAUCUAUGGGACAAUAUUUCACAAAUUGCUGAGAACCCAGCACAUUCCUAUAUGUUAAUGCAGUUUCCUGAGUGCUUACCAGGUUUAGAAGCAAGUAACGAUAAUUAUGAGCCAAAAUCGAAGAUUGCAAAUGAUAAUACAACGCAAGAGAAAGAAAAUCAAAAUAAUUCCAAGAAAAAUUUUACUCUGAGUAGCUUAAAAGCUGGUAUGAUUGGAACAUUACAAAUUUUAAAAUCUGGAAAUGCACGCUUAUGUUUAGGCAAAAGCAAUUUACAUGUAAAUGUUGGAUCUACUCAGAGUUUUCGACAGGAUCUUAUAGCUGCAAAGCUAAACACAGUUGAACUGGAUGGUGAACUCAUUAAUCUUGGAAAAGUUACUAAUACAUUAAUAUGCUCUCCAGAAUGGAAUUCUAUGUUCCUUAACUCCACGAGUGCAUUUGACAACUUAUCUUCUGUAUAAUUACAAAAUGAUGAAUACAAUUCAUCAUUGAAGUUAUAUAUAAGUCAUGUACAGUCUUGUUUAUGUUAGAUUUAGUUUAUAACAAUUAAAGACGAAACCUACUGCUUUUAGAUAUAUUAUUUAAAGCACCAAAAUAUUCAAUGUUUUAU